Molecule: messenger RNA, 2885 nt
Organism: Sander lucioperca (pikeperch)
Lineage: Eukaryota; Metazoa; Chordata; Actinopteri; Perciformes; Percidae
Product: transcription factor Sp3-like
Exons: 9
Coding region: 244-2157 (637 amino acids)
Biological process (GO): regulation of transcription by RNA polymerase II
Molecular function (GO): DNA-binding transcription factor activity, RNA polymerase II-specific; RNA polymerase II cis-regulatory region sequence-specific DNA binding
Source: RefSeq, a predicted model, not a curated record
UCAAGCUUGUUAGUCCCACCUUUUUGUGUUUCCCGCACCGUCAAUCAAAAUAGAAAAAAAUCGACCCGAAUUCACCGAUCAACACUAGCCCGCCUUUGAUAAAAUAAUCAUGUUUGGAGUUUAGUUUACCAGAUAAUCCUCCCGGUUACUACCAUUUACGCUAUGACUGGUACCUAAACAUUUAGCGCAUCGAAGCGUGCAACUAAUCGCGCCACAGCAGAGCAGCCUCUGAAACAAGGAGAAAUGGCGUCCGCGGACGUGGACAGCAGUCAAAGCGAGUUUCUGCAACCCGGCGGCGCAACGGAAACACAGACAACAGACAUGUCAGCCAUUCAGCUGACUGGUUCCGACCGAUGGGAGGUGUUAACUCCUGUCUCAACUGGGAAGGAAGACCAGGGAAUCGUUCACAUUCCAAACUCGGGGAUUGUUACGUCCAACGGGCAGUACAUGCUUCCUAUUGGGAGUCUCCCCAGCCAGCCCAUUUAUGUUACAGCAUCUGGGAAUGAGGCUGCAGCCAAUGGAGUGUCAGGCAUUCAGUAUCAGGUCAUCCCCCAAAUCCAAAAUGCAGAUGGGACACUUGCAGGUUUCACCCAGGGAUUGGAUGAUGGCACGGGGCAGAUCCAUCUCCUCCAAGAUGGCGGCCAGGGCAGCAUUGGAAUCAGCUGUGCCACAACAGCGACCACAGACCUCCUGACGCAGGCGGGGCAUGUACAGUCAAUCCAAGGCCUCCCGCUGGCUGGGGGGUCAGCAUACACUAAUACAGUAGGGCUGCCCGGCAACAUAACAUUCGUCCCUAUAAACAGUGUGGAUCUGGAGUCUCUAGGGCUGACUGGAGCACAGACGGUCCCCAUUGCAACAGGGGUAACACCCGAAGGUCAGCUGAUCAUGGGCGGCCAGACGCUGGACAAUCAGGGUCAGGACACUGGCGUCAAGCAGCCGCUGGUGACAGUGAGCAGCGCCAACCAAGAACUCUACGUGCCAACCACCACUUCCUCCUCCAACCCCUCCCAUCUUCCGGAGACCAUCGAUGGCACCGGGGUUCUGACCCAAGCAACCGCCGUGUCUGCAGGCGUGUCCGACCCCUCCUCAGAGAACUUCAACUCCCAAAACCACCUGCAGCAAAUCCAGCAGGUCUCAUCCUCUAAUGCCACCACUAUCUCGCAGCCCAUCCUGCAGCUGUCUGGGGACAGCCAGGGUCAGGACCUAAAUGCAGCAGGUCAGACUCUACAGAGCGUGCAACUGGUCAACCCAGGGACCUUCCUCAUCCAGGCCCAAACUGUCACCGCUACUGGGCAGAUCCAGUGGCAGACCUUCCAGGUCCAGGGUGUCCAGUCACUCCAGGGGCUCCAGUUGCCCCAGGGGCAGGGGCAGGCCCAGCAGCUGACCUUAGCCCCGGUCCAUACUCUCCCUCUGGGCCAGACGGGCCAGGUCAGCCUGCCCAACCUCCAGACAGUCACAGUGAACUCUGUAGCACAAGGUGGAGUUCAGUACACACAGGGAGAGGACCAAAACAGUCCAAUUGGUAUCCAGAUAAAGGAGGAGCCGGACUCUGAGGAGUGGCAGCUUAGCGGAAACUCCACGCUCAACCCCAGCGAUCUGAACAACCUGCGUGUUCCGAUGGGAGAUGAGGAAAUGGAGAUGGCGGGCGGGGAGGGCAAGAGGCUCCGCAGAGUAGCCUGCACCUGCCCCAACUGCAAAGAGUCUGGAGGAAGAGGUUCAGGCAUGGGGAAGAAGAAGCAACAUAUCUGCCACAUUGCCGGCUGCGGGAAGGUUUAUGGGAAGACGUCUCAUCUUCGAGCUCAUUUGCGCUGGCACAGUGGAGAGAGACCCUUCGUUUGCAACUGGAUGUUCUGCGGGAAGAGGUUCACCAGGAGCGACGAGCUGCAGAGACAUAGGAGGACACAUACAGGAGAGAAGAAGUUUGUGUGCAUAGAGUGCUCCAAGAGGUUCAUGCGGAGUGACCACCUGGCCAAGCACAUAAAGACUCACCAGAAUAAAAAAGGCGGGGUACCCUCCACGUCUCCGCCCACCACCGACGCAGUCAUCACCGCCGACGGAACCACGCUCAUCCUCCAGACCGCCAACCACGACCUCUUAGCCAAUCAGGAGAUCCCUUUGCAGCUGGUCACUGUGGCGUCCGGUGAGGCUAUGGAAUGAGGGGGUGAAUGGGGCGAGGUGUUUGUUUUUGAGAACUAGCCUUUCCCAGGGACCUCUUGGGCUUUUCUCUUUCCCCUCUUAACUUGUUUUUUUUUUACAUAUGAAUAUAUACGUAAAUAUAUAUGACAAAUAUAUAUAUUUUAAGUAAGAGUUAUCAUGACUUUGUUUUUUUGCAGUCUUUUUAUAGGCUGGCAAAAACAAAACAUUAAAAUGUGGUUGCUAUGUACACGCAUAAACACACACACACACACACACACACACACAUGCAUUAAUACUCAAGACAGAACAUGAAUACUCAACACGAUGAAAUGCCUUAUUUUGUAUCAUACUCUUGUAUAAAUUGCUGGAGGUGCAUGUGUUUUUUUAAGCUUUGCAGAUGAUGUAACUGCAACAGAGAUAAAUGUGUUUGUGAAAUGAUGAUGAUGAGGAGGAGUUUCUGAAAAAGAAUAAGGAAGUAGUGAACCUCUCUGGGAUGAUUGCAUUUUUGUCUCUGGAGAAUUCUGACACUGUCUGAAGCAGCGCUGCAUUCACGCUGAAUUGUUGCACUGCUGCAGUCAUGAAGGAACACUUGUUUUUAAAGGAAUAGUUCAACAUUUUGGGAAACAUGCUCUUUUGCUCUCUUGCAGAGAGUCAGUUAAGAAGAUUGUUACCACUCUCUACUUGGUGAGUGGUAUCAAUCUUCAUAUCUAACUCUUGGCAGGAAAGCAAAUAAGCACGUUUCCCAAAAU